UAGUCGCUCCCUUAUUAUCCUGUAUCCGUUAGCGCGCGUUCAACGGCUUGGCAUUUGCGCUAAACUGCAAAACAUAUUCGAUUUAUAAAUCAUGUAGUCCGCAAUUUGAUUUCAAAAAUGAAUGGGAAAUCAGUGCAUAUGUACAAGUUCAACUUCUACGCUGUACUUACAAGUCGCGCAAAAACGUAUGUGAAAAUUUCCCCACUGUUGGAUCGCUUUUACAUGAACAACAAUAUUUCAGGAAAUAAGUUGAUCGGCGAACUGAUUUCCUCUUUCGACGGUCGACCGUAGUGUCGAGCUGCAAAGCGACAACAUGACGCUUUUAGACUGUCUUGAAUCCGGAGUGGACUUCAUUGAAUUCUUGGGGGACAGAAGAUCCACUAGCAGAAGCAAAAACGAACUUAGAUGCAUCUACAACUCAGAAUUUAAGCCCAGAGAAGGAAUAAAGGACCAAAACUUUUCCAGUGUUCUCUAUGCUCUUGUGAAAUUCAAAAAAGUCUACAUAAGGCAGGGAUACGUCUUCAUAAAUGUCAGACCUCAGGUUCGAGUUUACUGUGACCAGUGGAGGAGACCCCGGGCCCCUCAGCCUCCACACACCUCCAGCCCCGAUAAGACAGCUACAACACCUGCAGCCUCCACCAACCCCCUGAACCCUGUGCUGACCUCAAAGAAAAAGCUAGCCAUGGAAGUCCUUAACCAGUUAAAGGUUAACAGGACAAGGUUGACAGCUGACAAAGGGGGCAUUGAGAUCACUUCAGACCCUGUUGCAAGUGAAGGAAAGGUCAGGUUCACUGUAGACCGUUUGAGGGAGUCUUUCAUCGUCAGAUUCAAAAUCCUGAACAAUGGCCCAAACUAUAUUAACUUCACCUGCUACACUGCCCUGCACAAGAUUCGCUGUUUCACUCUGGAGGAUGAGAGGAUAGUGUCUAGAGCCCGUCCUGUCUUUCUCUGUCCUGGUGAAAGCUAUGAAGUGAUGGUUCGAUACACACUCAGCCACUAUGGAUAUUUCCCAGCCACCAUGUACUUUGAGUUCUGCCCAGAUCCAAGCAAUGUGCCGUUCUGCAUCGUCAGAGAGAUAGAGGCGUUUGCCAGGAACCCGUUGGCUGAAGAGCUUGGACCUGUGGCUCCUUUUAAAGCAUUUCAAAUGGCUGUUUACAAGCCUGUUGAAACUGUGAUAGUGGAAGGAGUGCCCCCUGAGAGUUCUGUUUCACAGAAUCGCAGGAUGACAGUGAAAUUAGGAGACUACAACUACCCUAAUUACCUGAAGGAGCUGGCUAAACAACGGAUGGAGGACACGCAGUAUCUCUCUGAAAAUGCAAGGGAGAAACUCUCAUCAGUGAAAGGUCUCCUCAACUCUGGUCUUAAGAUGAAGACAUAUUCUUCUCAGUUCCACCUCCUGCUGCACCUGGAGGAGCUACAGUCAGAGGUGGACAUCAGGAUGUACGACCUCCGUGAUCAAACCAUGGCGAGAGACCCAUCCAACAAACAUCUGCUUAUACUCACAGUUCCUGGUGUUGCUGAAAAUCGACCAUCUGUACUAAAAGGAGAUGUUAUAAUGGUGUCUAACGUUGAAGACACAGUCCAGCCAAUCACCAAAUACCGCGGAUAUGUGCACCGAGUAGAGCUGGAGAGCGUGAAGCUGGGCUUCAACAAGAAGUUCCUGCAGACUUUUGACAGCACCAUGAAGUUUAAUGUAGAGUUUACAAUCAGCAGGUUAACCUUGAGGCUGCAGCAUCGUGCAGUGGACUUGGCAGCUAAACAUCAGCUGAACAAGGUGUUGUUCCCAUCUGAAGCAGCAGCAGCUAACCUCUCCUUGCCAAAACUCAGCAUGUGCAAUCACCUGCUGGAAAACAACCCAGAGCAAUCUUCUGCUGUCCAGCACAUCGUGGCUGGAUCAUCAAAGCCUGCUCCUUACCUUGUUUUUGGACCUCCUGGAACUGGAAAGACAAUCACGCUGGUCGAGGCUAUGACUCAGAUCAGCAUGGCACAACAGUCAGCCUACAUCCUGGCCUGUGCCCCCUCCAACAGUGCCUGUGACCUCCUCUGUGAGAGACUGAUGGCCUACAUGGAUAAAAACCAGGUGUACCGCCUCUACGCCAUCAGCAGAGACCCCAGAACGGUCCCCAAAAAUCUCCUGAAACACUGUAAUUUGGACCCAGCUCAAGAUGCUUUUGUGUAUCCAGAAAAAUCUUUCCUGAUGAAAUAUAAAGUCAUUGUUACAACUAUGUACACCGCAGGAAGACUGGUGUCUGAAGGAAUCCAUGUUGGUUAUUAUACCCACAUCUUCCUGGAUGAGGCCGGCCAAGCAGCGGAGUCGGAGUGCGUCAUUGCUAUUGCAGGUCUGCUCAGUGCAGGAGAGGGUCAGCUGGUGCUUGCAGGAGACCCCAAACAGCUGGGACCGAUAAUUCGAUCACGUCUGGCUCUGGAGCACGGACUCGGACUUUCUCUGCUUGAGAGACUGAUGACGCAGAACGAUUUAUAUAAGGAAAGAAAAGAGACUGGACACUUUGACAGCCGCUUUGUCACCAAACUCCUGCGCAACUACAGGUCACACACUGCCAUUCUGAAAAUCCCCAAUGAGAAGUUCUAUAAUAAUGAGCUGCAGGUGUGUGCUAACAAGUCAGAGCGUGAAGCCUACUGCAACUGGGACGGCCUUCCCAAAAAGGGUUUCCCACUGAUCUACCACGGAGUGAUGGGGAAAGACCAGAGAGAGUCCAACAGUCCGUCUUUCUUCAAUGUGUCUGAGAUCGAAGUUCUGAUGGAGUACCUUAAAAACCUGAUGGGCAUCCCAGGAAAGAAGAAUCUCCCCAAAGUCUCUGCAAAAGACAUUGGCAUCAUCGCCCCCUACAGAAAGCAAGUGGAGAAAAUCCGAAAGGCUCUGAACUCCUGCUCGUCUCUGGGCCGGCUGGGUGAUCUCACGCAGCUUAAGGUGGGGUGUGUUGAGGAGUUUCAGGGACAAGAGAGGAAGAUCAUUAUUAUCUCUACUGUCCGCAGCAGCACUAGCUAUGUCAAGAUGGACCAAGACUACAACAUCGGAUUCCUGUCUAAUGACAAGAGACUGAACGUGGCCCUGACCAGAGCAAAGUCCCUACUGAUAGUGGUGGGAAACCCUGUGAUCUUCAACAAGGACCCCACCUGGAGGGAGUUCAUCAGCUACUGUGUGCAGGAGGGAGGUUACACUGGAUUUGACUUUAAUGACGCAGAGGGAGAGGACGAGGUUGUUUCACGGAUAAUGACCUUGAAAAUCCACGUGGAUCAUGAAAACCCUGUGUCAGAGGAGAGUUCCCUCCAGAUGUGUGUGGACCCUGCAUUGAAAAAUGGGCCUUAAAAUUUCCAUUGACUAACUGCAUAAAGCAAAAGACCACUUUCAAUGAAAUCUUAAACAUUUAAAUUAGGGCUGUCAGCAUUAAUGCAUUAAUUACUUUGAAGUUAAGAUCCAAAAUAAGUGCAUUCAAUUUUUUAGUAGCAUGCUUUAUUGUCCUUUUCAGAACAGACAGUGGACAAGUCAAAGGUUUGUUAUCAAACAUUUCCUUUUUUACUGUUCCCUUACUUCCUUUCAAUCCAUAACAAGCUCCUUUUUCCAUCAUUAAAUUCAUGUCAUAAUCUUUAUUCUUAGUUCUUUAUUUUCUUUCAGAAUAAAAGCAGGUCUUUAUCUUAACAGGUCAUUUAAGACACAAAAGUUCAAAAUAAAAUUGAAAUAGUUUUAAAUGCAAAUCAGUGGAAUUGCAACAUGCAACCAAACCGGAGAUUAUGUGAUUAAAUAUUUCCGUCAUUUGACAGCCCUAAUUUGAAUGCACAUAAAACAAGUGUCUUUACCCCAUUUAUACAGUGCAUUAACAGGGAUUUAUAUCUUUUUUGGGCCUUCAGAUACCAAGUGGUAGUCAUUAUUGCACUGUGUUUUUAGGAAGACAGUCUGGCUGCAGACCACGGCUCACUGACAAUCUUGUUUUUAUGACAAUCUUUAAGCCUUUUAAACCAAAAGCAACUAACCUGACCAGCAAAGCCUAUUACAAAAUGUUUAGUGUAACUGACUAAACGGUUUGUAUUUACAGAAAAAGCGUCAUCCUCAAUUUAAAAAGAACACUAGCACAGCUAAUGUAGCUACUGCUAGCUGCUUUUCUUGUAACUACUUCUAAAACCAUAAAUAAGUUGUAUGUGCAAAUUACAGUACUUCCGUCCUAACAGAAGGGAUUUUUCACUGUGGUUGUCUUCAGGAGGGGGUGUCUGAAAGCAGCCCCCCCCCCCCUUUCUAGAGAUCUUGAUUAUUUCUAUAAACUCAGGAGUAAGAGCCAGUCUUUAAGCUCCUUAAAGGCUCUUUAUUUGGUACAAUUUUGCCUUUUUUUAUGUCUCCAAAACAAAUAAGGGAAAUAAAAUAACUCGUCUCCAUAACAGGAGUCUGCUCCCAUCUUUUAUAAAGGGAGCCAGCUUUUAGAAUCAACUCGUCUGUGAACACAUCACAACUCCCCCGUAACUUCUCAUUUUGACAAGUUUUCAUUUCAAUUUAACCACAAGCUUUAUUUGUUAAAUAGUUUAUCACUGUGCCUUUUAAAAGCAUGUUGAUGACAAAAUGAGGGAGAAAAGCUGUUAAAGCUGCUGUUAGCUUGUGGCUGAUUUAACCCAGUCAUUUGUAUUUCCAGUGGCUUCACUGCACACGGCAUGCAGAGAUACUAAGCUACAGUUAAAGAGCCACAGAAAUGAUGUAUGGUGGGCUAGUGAAGACAAUUUGUUAAUUCGUAGCAUGGAUGCACGUACUAGAGUGCAGUCACUUGGUAUCUGAAUGCUUAAAGUGCAUCAUUACAUUUUUUCAUAUUUUAUUUCUUCUCUUCCAGCUUUCUACACCAUACUAGCAUCUAUCAUGGCAGAAUUUAUCCUGAUUUUCUAAGAGCAGUUUGCAUCUUUAGGUGCAGCACUCUGUUUAUGAUGAUCAUGCAUUUUUACUUUGUCUCUUCUUGUUGAUAAAGCUGCAGCAAAACCACUUAGCAUGAACAUCUCUGCACACAACCGCAGUCGUUUUCUCAUAGAUAUUGGAAGUAGUUUGUUUUACCUCUCAGGAACUGAUCACCGGUUGUCUUACUGCUGUUUGCUUUCAAACAUGUGAACAUCUUAAAACUGUCAUGUAUUCCUUAAAGACUGCAGCAAAGGCUAACUGAAAAAUAA
Molecule: messenger RNA, 5157 nt
Organism: Cheilinus undulatus (humphead wrasse)
Lineage: Eukaryota; Metazoa; Chordata; Actinopteri; Labriformes; Labridae
Gene: mov10a
Product: Mov10 RISC complex RNA helicase a
Exons: 22
Coding region: 314-3328 (1004 amino acids)
Molecular function (GO): RNA binding; 5'-3' RNA helicase activity
Source: RefSeq, a predicted model, not a curated record